AAUCGCAUAUAGCAUCCAUUGCAGGAACCAGCACGCGACAGGCAGUCUCCGUGGAGCAGUGCUGUGGGCAACAGCAGCGGGCCUGAACAUUGUUUUUACGCUUUUUAACCAGUUUUAUCGCGUGUGUCCUACAGUUUUAGAUAGCUCUUUACAAUGCCGUCCAGGACGUCCCUGUCUCUGCCAGACGAUAUCAGGAAAAGGCUGCAGACGCUGGACAAGGACGGAGUUUCAGAUGAGGAUCAUGUGAAAGAAAAGCUCAGCUUGGUGCAGGAUUUUCUACAUGUUGAUGCUCAAGACCAGCUGACCAGCCUGGAGGAAAAAAUGAAAAGCUCAGAAAUCUCAAUGGAGGUAUAUAUCUCUAAGGUGAAAGCCUUGCUGGGAAAAGAGCUUCAUGUUGAAAAUGGCUCACAUGUUGAUGGCGUUGAGCAGAAUGGAAAGACGAAUGGCUACACAAAUGGUUCCCACAAAGAUCAAGAUGAAGAUGUAUCCAUGGGCGUAGACGAAGAAGAGGAAGCUGUUAAGUCACCCACUGCUACAAAAGGGAAGGGUGGACGCAGAAGCAAGGCAAACUCUGACACAAAAAAGUCUCCAGCCAGUACCAGGGUUACAAGGAACAGUGGAAAGCAGCCAACCAUCAUGUCAAUGUUCUCCAAAGUUCAAAAGCGUAAGUCAGAAGACUUGAAUGGAGAAGCUGUGAAUGGUCAAAAUGAUCAGAAGGAAGAAGAAGAGACAGAAGAGUCUCGGGAGGAGAAACGUCUCAAAGUGGAGUCUGAUGAUAAGACUGCUCCAGAGGAAAUUAAGAGUGAGAUUGUGAAACCCGUUUCUACAGCAAAGACGCCACCCCCCAAAUGUCAAGACUGCAGACAAUAUUUGGAUGACUCAGACCUCAAGUUCUUUCAAGGGGAUCCUGAUAAUGCGCUGGAUGAGCCAGAGAUGUUGACAGAUGAGCGCCUCUCUCUCUUUGACUCAAACGAGGACGGAUUUGAGAGCUAUGAUGACCUGCCACAGCACAAGAUCACAAACUUCAGUGUUUAUGACAAGCGUGGCCAUCUUUGUCCAUUUGACUCUGGACUUAUUGAGAAGAACAUUGAGCUUUACUUCAGCUGUGUUGUCAAACCCAUCUAUGAUGACAACCCUUGCUUGGAUGGUGGUGUUCCUGCCAAAAAGCUUGGCCCCAUCAAUGCCUGGUGGAUCACUGGUUUUGACGGUGGAGAAAAGGCCUUAAUUGGUUUCACAACAGCAUUUGCAGAUUACAUCUUGAUGCAUCCCAGUGAGGAGUAUGCUCCCAUCUUUGCACUGAUGCAAGAGAAGAUCUACAUGAGCAAGAUAGUGGUUGAAUUUCUCCAGAAGAAUCCUGACGUGUCCUAUGAGGACCUUCUCAACAAGAUUGAGACAACUGUUCCUCCUGCAGGGCUCAAUUUCAACUGCUUCACAGAAGACACGCUGCUGCGCCAUGCCCAGUUUGUGGUGGAGCAGGUGGAGAGCUACGAUGAGGCCGGUGACUCGGAUGAGCAACCCAUCAUUGUUACUCCCUGCAUGAGAGACCUGAUCAAGCUUGCAGGAGUCACUUUAGGAAAGAGCAUGCUGCUGUACUGGAGGGCAGCCAGAAGACAAGCUAUUCGCCACCCAACAAAGAUAGAAAAGGACAGUAAGGGACCAACAAAAGCAACCACUACCACACUGGUUUACCAGAUAUUCGAUACCUUCUUCUCAGAUCAGAUUGAGCAAAAUGAUAAAGAAAGUGGAGCCAAAAGACAGCGCUGUGGUGUCUGUGAGGUUUGCCAGUCACCUGAUUGUGGCAAGUGUGCAGCCUGCAAGGACAUGAUCAAAUUUGGAGGAAGUGGCAAAAGCAAGCAAGCUUGUAAACAGAGAAGAUGCCCAAACCUUGCCGUAAAGGAGGCUGAAGAUGAUGAAAACAUCGAGGAGGAAGAUAUUCCAGUGGAGAAGCCCAAAAAGGUUUCUCAUGCUAAGAGGAAGAAGCAAACGGAGUGCAAACUUUCCUGGAUCGGAGAGCCUGUUGAGACUGUAGGAAAGAAGCAGUACUACAAGAAGGUCUCUGUGAAUGAUGAAGUGCUGGAGGUGGGAGACUGUGUCUCACUGUCUUCAGAGGAUCCAUCCAUUCCUCUGUAUCUGGCUAGGAUCACAUCGUUGUGGGAAGACAAUAAUGGGAAGAUGUUCCAUGCCCACUGGUUCCUUCGUGGGAUUCACACCGUUCUUGGAGAGUCUUCUGAUCCACUGGAGCUUGUCAUUGUGGAUGAGUGUGAAGACAUGCUGCUCAAUUAUGUCCAAGGCAAAGUGAAUGUCAUGUAUAAAGCCCCAUCUAACAACUGGUUUAUGGAGGGUGGCAUGGAUAACGACCUCAAGGUAAUCGAGGAUGAUGGGAAGAGUUUCUUCUAUCAGUUCUGGUACGACACCGAGUUUGCUCGAUUUGAGACGCCCCCCAAGACCUCUGCAUCAGAAGACUGCAAGUUCAGGUUCUGUGGAAGCUGUGUCAGGACUAAAGAGAGACAGGAACAAGAAGAGCCUCGCGUAUUUGAUCCCCUGGAGGACGAAGAUCGUGAUAACAAGUCUCUGUAUGCUACAGUCUGCUAUAAGGGCGAGCAGUUCAAGGUGGGAGACGGCGUCUACCUGCCUCCUGACGCCUUUAAUUUCAGCAUGAAACCAGCCAGUCCAGUGAAGCGCUCCCAUAGAAAAGAAGAUGUGGAUGAGGAUCUGUAUCCUGAGUAUUACCGGAAGUCUUCAGACUACAUCAAGGGCUCAAACCUGGACGCUCCACAGCCUUUCCGCGUUGGCCGCAUCAAGGAGAUCUUCUGUCACAGGCGCAGCAACGGCAAACCCGACACUUCAGAGGUCAAACUGCGACUCUACAAGUUCUACAGGCCUGAGAACACUCACAAAGGUGUCAAAGCUACUUACCACACAGACAUCAAUCAGCUGUACUGGAGCGAUGAAGAAGUGACGGUCAACAUGACUGAGGUGAUCGGACACUGCCAAGUAGAAUACGCAGAAGACCUGAAUGAAUCGGUCCAGGACUAUUCCAGUGGUGGACCUGAUCGUUUCUAUUUCCUGGAGGCUUAUAAUGCUAAAUCAAAAAGCUUCGAGGAUCCUCCAAAUCAUGCCCGCUCUGCUGUCCAUAAAGGGAAAGGAAAGGGCAAAGGAAAAGGUAAAGGCAAAGGGAAGUCAUCGGCUGCACAGGAACAACAGGACUCUAAUUUAGAGCCACAGAAACCUAAAGUUCCCAAAUAUCGCACACUGGAUGUGUUCUCUGGCUGCGGUGGACUUUCUGAAGGCUUCCACCAGGCUGGUAUCUCUGAGACUCUCUGGGCCAUAGAGAUGUGGGAACCUGCAGCGCAGGCCUUCAGGCUCAACAACCCCGGCACCACGGUGUUCACAGAGGACUGCAACGUCUUGCUUAAGUUGGUCAUGUCUGGCGAGAAGACGAAUUCUCUCGGCCAGAAGUUGCCUCAGAAGGGUGACGUUGAGAUGCUGUGCGGAGGCCCUCCUUGUCAAGGGUUCAGUGGGAUGAACCGCUUCAACUCUCGCACUUAUUCCAAGUUCAAGAACUCACUUGUGGUCUCCUAUCUUAGUUACUGUGAUUACUACAGACCCAAGUUCUUCCUGCUUGAGAAUGUGAGGAACUUUGUCUCAUUCAAAAACUCCAUGGUCCUGAAGCUGACUCUACGCUGUCUGGUGCGAAUGGGCUACCAGUGUACCUUCGGUGUCCUUCAGGCCGGCCAGUACGGCGUGGCCCAGACCCGCCGCAGGGCAAUCAUCCUCGCUGCAGCUCCUGGAGAAAAGCUGCCGCGCUACCCCGAACCUCUGCACGUGUUCGCUCCCAGAGCUUGCUCUCUGAGCGUGGUGGUGGACGAAAAGAAAUACGUCAGUAAUGUCACACGAGGUAAUGGUGGAAUCUACAGAACCAUCACUGUCAGGGACACCAUGUCUGAUCUGCCUGAGAUUCGCAACGGUGCAGCUGCUUUGGAGAUUUCAUACAAUGGAGAACCACAGUCUUGGUUCCAGAGACAGAUCAGAGGCACGCAGUAUCAGCCCAUCCUCAAAGAUCAUAUCUGCAAGGACAUGAGCGCCCUUGUCGAGGGUCGCAUGCGUCACAUCCCUCUGGCUCCAGGCUCCGACUGGAGGGAUCUGCCCAACAUCGAGGUUCGUCUCAAAGACGGCACCAUGACCAAGAAACUGCGCUACACACACUCUGAUAAAAAGAACGGACGCAGCAGCACGGGUGCUCUCAGAGGUGUUUGCACUUGUGCAGGAGGGAAGCCGUGCGACCCUGCAGACAGGCAGUUCAACACCCUGAUCCCCUGGUGUCUGCCCCACACUGGGAACCGCCACAAUCACUGGGCCGGACUCUAUGGCCGCUUGGAGUGGGACGGAUUCUUCAGCACAACCGUCACUAAUCCUGAGCCCAUGGGCAAACAGGGCCGUGUUCUGCAUCCUGAACAGCACAGAGUGGUCAGUGUGAGGGAGUGUGCGCGCUCUCAGGGAUUCCCCGACACCUACCGCUUCUUUGGAAACAUCCUGGAUAAACACAGACAGGUUGGAAAUGCUGUGCCGCCUCCACUCUCCAGGGCCAUAGGUCUGGAGAUAAAGAAGUGUGUAUUGGAGAGAAUGAAGGAAGAACAAGCGACAGAGAGCAUCAAACAAGAGAAGAUGGAUGUCUCCGAUUAGUUCUUCAUUCCCUUUCCAGCAAGAAUCAGUUUUUAUAAAUCCUGAUGCUUUAUGUUGGGAAAUUUCUUUUAAACAAGUAAUCUUUCAACUGAGUCACUAAGUGGCCAUUACGGACAUUCUGUGUAGUACCAUUCCAUGCUGACUUUUAAAUGUGCUUUUAAUCUUGUUGUUAAAUGUUCAUCUAAUGUGGGACACAUUGUAGUUUUUAUAUGUAAUAUUUCAAAUAAAGCUCUUAUCAAAUCAUAUUUGAUGUAAUUAAAAUUCUUAAAUGAAAAA
Mugil cephalus (flathead mullet) is the source of this 4959-nucleotide messenger RNA. RefSeq names its product DNA (cytosine-5-)-methyltransferase 1 (gene dnmt1). The transcript has 35 exons. Gene Ontology annotation, cellular component: nucleus. Gene Ontology annotation, molecular function: DNA (cytosine-5-)-methyltransferase activity; chromatin binding; zinc ion binding. Bases 154 to 4683 code for a protein of 1509 amino acids. NCBI's taxonomy places the organism in Eukaryota, Metazoa, Chordata, Actinopteri, Mugiliformes, Mugilidae. The record is from RefSeq and is a predicted model, not a curated record.